Clupea harengus (Atlantic herring) is the source of this 359-nucleotide messenger RNA. Its product is annotated as prefoldin subunit 2-like. Gene Ontology annotation, cellular component: prefoldin complex. Bases 1 to 333 code for a protein of 110 amino acids. The transcript has 3 exons. Gene Ontology annotation, biological process: protein folding. Lineage: Eukaryota; Metazoa; Chordata; Actinopteri; Clupeiformes; Clupeidae. The record is from RefSeq and is a predicted model, not a curated record.
AUGGCAGCGACCGACGACAGUAAGAACAGUAUGGCAGGGACCACAGCUAGCAACUCCGGAGGGAAACAAACCGGUCCCACUGCUGAACAGGUAGCGGCUGGUUUUCAACGACUUCGCCAGGAACAGCGUAGCAUGGCAACAAAAGCAGCGGAACUAGAGAUGGAAAUCAAUGUACACGGUCUUGCAAUUGAUGCUCUUAGAGAGGCAGAUCCUACUCGUAAGUGUUAUCGGUUGAUUGGGGGUGUCCUUGUGGAGAGAACGGUGCAGGAGGUCCUUCCUGCACUUGAGAGCAAUAAAGAACAGGUAAUAGGUCACAGUGCGCCAUUCUUGUAGGUUAUUGUAGCCCAAAAGUAAUAAAU